This is a messenger RNA of Hyalella azteca, 3067 nucleotides long. RefSeq lists its product as uncharacterized. The coding region runs from base 104 to 3067 and encodes 987 amino acids. Lineage: Eukaryota; Metazoa; Arthropoda; Malacostraca; Amphipoda; Hyalellidae. The record is from RefSeq and is a predicted model, not a curated record. The transcript is spliced from 4 exons.
ACUUCGGCUUAGUUUUAUUCAGCGACUUUGCUUCAAUUUUCACUUGGGGCAAUUUCUGCUCGGAUCACUGGGAUAAAUAAGCGGCCCACACCAGCCCGCUGGAAUGGCUGCCCUCGCACAGACCAUCUCGUUAGUCCCAGGGAUUGAACUUUCUCCUCAGGAAGCCAUCAGAUGCAAAAACAAUUUUGCUGUCCAAGGUUCCAUGUGCAAAGUUUUACGUAAAAUUCUAAAGUGGGAAUGCAGCGACAAGCAACAAGGGCAGACUUAUGCUGAUUACUUUGAACAAAAGAAGCAGCAAUAUGAAGACCGCCAUACUGCCCUGGUGGCAGAAAAGAACAAUAGAUUUAAACUCCCAAAGAUUGGACUACCCCCAAGUGCAAUGGAAAAGCUACUGGAAGAACCGUCAAAGUAUGACGUAACUCUAAUGUGUUCUUUUUUGUGUGAGCUGUUCAAGUUAAAAGUAUCAUACACGCACAUUGGCCAUGUGAGAAGUCUCAGUCAACUAGAGUGCCUCCUGAAAGAGGCCAGAGACUUAAGAAAUGCUGUUAUGCAUGAAGUCGCUGCCAGUGCUGUCGACCCUAUGAAGUUUGAUGAAAUUGUCAAAGCCAUGCAUGAUGUGAUAGAUGAAGCUGGCAACGUCUACAGCAUCCCUGCUGAUGAAGUCACAAGUUUCAAAACUAAGAUAGAUGGGUUGUGGGAUGAAGUGCGCACUGAUAAUGAAAAAGCUAAGGCUUAUUGUCGCUUCUUCCUUCACACUUUUGGGAAAAAAGAAGCUAAAGUCAUGUGGGAAGAGAUGUUGUCCGAAGAAACUCUGCUAUUCGGUGAUGAUAAGGUUGAGCGCUCUAAAGUUUUUUAUUCCUUGGAAAUGUUAGUCCAGAAACCAAACGCACAACCAAAAGACAAGAUCUCAUACACAGAACUUCUCUGUGAGGACACCAAAAAAUUUGUAGUGGUCAUUGGUGUAUCUGGGUCAGGUAAAUCAACUCUGGUGAAAAACUUGAUGAUACAAUUCCAUAAAAUCUCGGACACCGAAGUGGAGAUGAUUAAUUUGAGACAUCACAAAGUGAUCCUCUAUUAUGAGUGCAGGAAUGUAUCGAUUGCAGAAUUUAAUGACGUGGUUAAGGAAAAUUUCGAGAAGGUGUGUCAGAAACUUGGCCAUGAUACUGUCAUUGAAGGAAUCACUGAACUGAACCCUGUAGUUCUAGUUGAUGGUUAUGACGAAUGUCAUGAAGACUCGUAUAAAGUUAUUGAACAGAUUGUGAACAAAAUGAGGAACCAUGAGUGUCGUGUGAUCAUCACCACCAGGCCAAGUGCAGCUGGCAAACUCAAAGUCUUCCUAAAGCGAGAAGGCGUAGCGUUUCAAGAGUAUGAGAUAUCAGAAAUUUCCCAACUGGAAGACAAGAAAAGAUUUCUAGAGAAGUAUGAAAAGCAUGUCACUCCGCAUACUCAUGAAGUUGUGAAGCGCUUCUGCGAUCUUGAGCGAAACAUCCAAGAGCUUUUUGUCCACCCUAUUUAUCUGGUUCUCUUCUGCCAUUUGGUGUGGAAUGAUCCCGAAAGUAUAAAUAAUUGGAGAACUCAUGCAGACGUUGCUCAUGAUAUCUUCCUUUUGUACAAGAAGAUUAUUGAGUCAAAGCUCGCUUCCUGUACUAUUGUUGGUUUGGAUGGUCUAAUUGAAGACUUCUUCCAGUCAAUAGGAAAUUUCUCGUUAGAAACACUUGCUGAAAACCGUUUAGUUUUCUCAGAGAAUGAUGUGGUUCACUUGAAAAGAAAUUUCACUGAAAGACUUGAAGCUUAUGGGGCACUGGGCAGACUUGAUCCUAAUGCUCUUUUGGGCGUCGUCUUGAAAAUGAAACGGCUUCUGAGGAAUUCUGAUUCCUACACGUACUUCUUCCAUCACAAGAGUAUUCAAGAACUGUUCGCCGCUAAGGCUGUCAUUGAGGAGCUUCGUAAGAACAACUGCCUGCUGCCAGCCCUACGAGAAGGAUUCAAAGCGAUUGUGAGCACACAGGGAGUCCUGACAUACGUGCUGAUGGAGCUGUGUGCGGAAAACAACUACCAAGUCUUGAAACGUAACUGGGAUCGCAUGAAGGAAGCUGCAAAUGCGGCAUUAGCUGACAAGAAUUUCUGGCAGCAAAUCCUGCUUAGCAGCCCGCACUCCCAGCUUGUAGCUGAAGAGACUGCCAGAGUCUACAAGACUCACAGCGACGUCUGGAACAUUGGCUCGGAUCUCAUGUUAACACUCAAUGCUUACUUCUCAGAUCUCAUGUUAACACUCAAUGCUUACUUCUCAGAUCUCAUGUUAACACUCAAUGCUUACUUCUCAGAUCUCAUGUUAACACUCAAUGCUUACUUCUCAGAUCUCAUGUUAACACUCAAUGCUUACUUCUCAGAUCUCAUGUUAACACUCAAUGCUUACUUCUCAGAUCUCAUGUUAACACUCAAUGCUUACUUCUCAGAUCUCAUGUUAACACUCAAUGCUUACUUCUCAGAUCUCAUGUUAACACUCAAUGCUUACUUCUCAGAUCUCAUGUUAACACUCAAUGCUUACUUCUCAGAUCUCAUGUUAACACUCAAUGCUUACUUCUCAGAUCUCAUGUUAACACUCAAUGCUUACUUCUCAGAUCUCAUGUUAACACUCAAUGCUUACUUCUCAGAUCUCAUGUUAACACUCAAUGCUUACUUCUCAGAUCUCAUGUUAACACUCAAUGCUUACUUCUCAGAUCUCAUGUUAACACUCAAUGCUUACUUCUCAGAUCUCAUGUUAACACUCAAUGCUUACUUCUCAGAUCUCAUGUUAACACUCAAUGCUUACUUCUCAGAUCUCAUGUUAACACUCAAUGCUUACUUCUCAGAUCUCAUGUUAACACUCAAUGCUUACUUCUCAGAUCUCAUGUUAACACUCAAUGCUUACUUCUCAGAUCUCAUGUUAACACUCAAUGCUUACUUCUCAGAUCUCAUGUUAACACUCAAUGCUUACUUCUCAGAUCUCAUGUUAACACUCAAUGCUUACUUCUCAGAUCUCAUGUUAACACUCAAUGUUCCUUCCAUUAUUACAACCAUCUUCUAA